AUGGAAAAUUUCGAGUUAGUGUUCAUCCCCUCUCCCGGGCUGAGCCACCUCGUCUCCACCAUCGAGGCCGCCAAGCUCCUCCUCAACCGGGACCCACGCCUCUCCGUCACCAUCCUCGUCAUGAAGCUCCCGACCGACCAAACCGUCGACAACUACACCCAAACCACCCCAAUCACCGCACCCCGCCUCACCCUAACCCACCUCCCGAAUCACGACUUUGCCCCUUCCCCCAACCGCAUGCCCAUGAUCGACUUCAUCAACACCCGCGGGCCCCACGUCAAGGAAGCCGUCUCGGGCCUAAUCUCCCGUCAAGCCGGGCAAACGGGCUCCCGUGUCGCGGGCCUCGUCCUCGACAUGUUCUGCACCGUCUUCACUGAUAUCGCGGACGAGCUCGGCCUCCCGUCUUACGUCUUCUUCACGUCGGGCGCUUCCGCCCUCGGCCUCAUCAACUACCUCGUCUCCCUCAAAUUCGACAAAGGCGAGGACCUCACUCGCUACAAGGACCCGAGCCUCGACCUGCCCGUCCCCUGCUUUUCGAGCCCUGUUCCGGCCAAAGUGCUGCCCGGCGUAAUGGUCUCGGGUGGCCCAGUUUCCUCGAAUUUCCUUGGCUACUUCAAGAGAGUGGCCGACACGAGGGGGGUCAUGGUCAACACGUUCGAAGAACUCGAGCCGUUCGCGCUCGAGUCGUUAAAAACGGACGGGAGGAUGCCGAGGGUGUACCCGGUGGGCCCGGUACUGAGCGCGGAGAAUCAAACCCUAGAUGGCGAGUUGAAGGAGUGGCUCGACAGGCAGCCGGACGGGUCGGUGGUUUUCCUCUGCUUCGGGACGAUGGGGAGCUUCGACCGGGCCCAGGUGGCGGAGAUUGCGGCGGGCUUGGAACAAAGCGGGGCCCGAUUCUUGUGGUCGCUGAGAAAGCCCGGCGGCCCGGUUAAGCCCGGAGGGGCUUUCGUGCCCCCGACCGAGUACGAGGAUUUCGGGGAGGUCCUUCCGGAAGGGUUCUUGGAACGGACUUCGGGUGUCGGGAGGGUGAUGGGGUGGGCCCCACAGGUGGCGGUGCUUGCCCACGUGGCGGUCGGGGGUUUCAUUUCGCACUGCGGUUGGAACUCGACGCUCGAGAGCGUGUGGCACGGCGUGCCGAUGGCCACGCUCCCGUUGUACGCGGAGCAGCAGAUGAACGCUUUUUUGCUGGUGAGGGAGCUCGGGAUUGCGGAGGCGAUUAGGAUAGAUUAUAGGAAGGAUUUUGGUUCCGAAGAGGGCUCGUCGCCGGAGAAUAUUGUGGGGGCGGGGGAGAUAGAGGAGGCGGUGAGGAGGCUGAUGGCGGCCGACGGUGGUGGGGUUAGGGAGAAGGUGAGGGAAAUGCAGGGGAAAAGCAGGGCGGCUCUAGAGGAAGGCGGCUCGUCUUAUCAUGCUAUAACUAGUUUUAUUGAGGAUGCGGCCGCCGUCCAGCUGGCCGAACUCCUCGUGUCCCGGGACCCGCGCCUCUCGGUCGCCAUCAUCCUCAUGAAGCUCCCAAUCGACACCAAAACCGGUUCAUCCCCCGAGAAAACCUCCCCCGACUCACGGAUCCACUUCGUCCAUCUUCCCCCCGACGAAUCCGGUUUUGCCACGUCGACCGAGUCGCCCAACUCAUUCGUGGGCCGUUUCGUCACCAGCCAGCAGGGUCCCGUGAGGGACGCUGUGUCGAAAUUAAUCGAAACCGGGAGCCAGAUGAAACCGAGCCGUCUCGCGGGCUUCGUUGUCGACAUGUUCUGCACGGCCAUGGUCGACGUGGCCCACGAGCUCGGCGUCCCGUCCUACGUUUUCUUCACUUGCAGCGCCUCGUGCCUCGGCCUCUUUCUCCACCUCCAGGGACUCGUCGAUUUCGAAAAUCGAGACCUCAAGGAGUACGCGGAUACCGACGAGGCCGCCUCGAUUUCCGUCCCCACGUACGAUUCCCCUGUUCCGGCGCGCGUGUGGCCGGAAAUAGUUUUCGACAAGGAGAGCAUUUUCUUGGAUUUCGCUAGGAAAUUCAGGGAGACGAAGGGUAUUAUCGUCAACACUUUUCUCGAACUCGAGCCGCACGCGGUCCGCGCGCUCGUGAAUCUCCCGCCGGUUUAUCCGGUGGGCCCCAUCAUCCAAUAUUAUUCGAACGAGCACAAUAAACAGCUCGACGAGAUCACGAAAUGGCUCGAUGAGAAACCCGACUCGUCGGUAGUGUUCCUCUGCUUCGGCAGCAGCGGGAGUUUUGACGCAGAUCAGGUGCGGGAGAUCGCGGCCGCGCUCGAGAGAAUCGGGUGCGGAUUUCUGUGGUCGUUGCGAAAACCGGCGCCGAAGGGAAAAUUCGAGUUGCCAGGGGAGUUUGAGAAUGUGGGUGAGUUUUUGCCGGACGGGUUCUUGGAGCGGACUUCGGGGUUUGGGAAGGUGAUCGGGUGGGCCCCACAGGUGGCGGUGCUGGCCCACCGGGCCGUCGGGGGGUUCGUUUCGCACUGCGGGUGGAACUCGACGCUCGAGAGCGUGCGGUAUGGGUGCCGAUGGCCGCGUGGCCGUUGUUUGCCGAGCAGCAGGCGAACGCGUUCCAGCUGGUGA
Striga asiatica is the source of this 2565-nucleotide messenger RNA. NCBI's taxonomy places the organism in Eukaryota, Viridiplantae, Streptophyta, Magnoliopsida, Lamiales, Orobanchaceae. The record is from the annotation of a GenBank genome assembly.